This is a messenger RNA of Pseudomassariella vexata, 766 nucleotides long. RefSeq names its product RNA polymerase III subunit Rpc25. Gene Ontology annotation, biological process: transcription initiation at RNA polymerase III promoter; DNA-templated transcription. Bases 97 to 687 code for a protein of 196 amino acids. Lineage: Eukaryota; Fungi; Ascomycota; Sordariomycetes; Amphisphaeriales; Pseudomassariaceae. The transcript has 5 exons. The record is from RefSeq and is a predicted model, not a curated record. Gene Ontology annotation, cellular component: RNA polymerase III complex.
AUACUCUGUACCCCACCAUCGAUCAACCUAAAGCCCGUGAAAGGAAUUAAAUCUCAUGAGGCGAAUUGCUUCAAGGCAGAGAGCAAAGUCGCAGUUAUGUUUAUAUUGACGAAAAUUUCGGACCUCGUACAGGUCACGCCAGGAGAUUUCGAGAAGAAGAGCCGACAAGCCAUUGAGGAUAACAUCAAUGCGAAGUACUCGAACCGAGUCAUUCAGAAGAUCGGUCUCUGUAUCUGCAUGUACGACCUCAUUUGGGCUUCAGAAGGCUUGAUUGGUCAUGGCACUGGGCUGGUAAACAUCAAUGUCGAGUUCCGACUCCUCGUCUUCAGACCCUUCAAGGGGGAGACUAUAGUUGGCAAAAUCAGCAGUGCGACACCAGAAGGGAUUCAUAUUCGUACAGAUUUCUUUGAGGAAAUCUUUGUGCACUUCAAGGAGCUUCCCGAGUCAACUGAGUUCGACCACAACCAGAAGGUAUGGACAUGGAAUAUGGAGGAGGGCGAGGACAGAAUCUUCUACGACAAGAACGAAAUGGUUCGGCUGCAGGUGAUAGACGAGGUCUGGCACGACCAGGCGCCUGACAGUACUGCUGAUGACGCAGCGGAAAAGGCCAAGAAGAUAUCGCCUUACAAUGUCAGGGGCACCAUGAUGAAGGAGGGUCUCGGUGUGUGUUUGUGGUGGGAUGGCUAAUCAUGAGGUUCUUGGGUGAGUAUUCCGGCAAGAGGACCAGGUGCCGAUUUUCCACAGGAAAACAGCAUAGGAUGGCGUU